This is a messenger RNA of Suillus subaureus, 372 nucleotides long. RefSeq lists its product as uncharacterized. The record is from RefSeq and is a predicted model, not a curated record. The transcript has a single exon. NCBI's taxonomy places the organism in Eukaryota, Fungi, Basidiomycota, Agaricomycetes, Boletales, Suillaceae. Bases 1 to 372 code for a protein of 123 amino acids.
AUGGAUUCGAGUUGCUACAUCCCUCAACUUCAGCUGGGUGAAUUUUUGGCAGCGUUACAAGAUAGAAGCAUGGGUAUGCCAAAUCCAUACGGCCCUAUGCCUCUGGACUUCGGUGGUAUGUCAGGCUUGCCGGAGGUUGUUGAGGGCUCGAGGGACACCGGCAAGUUGUCGAAAGAUGCGGUGAUAUCAGCACACAAAGCGGUAAAGCAACGCAUUGCUGAGCUUGAAAGAAAGACCAUUGUAUAUGAGCAGCAGAACAUGGAUGUCAUUGCUCAUCAGCUAAACCUCGCUAUACAAAACGCACAACAAUUCUAUGACAGACGGAUGACAGACAUGAAGGGAUAUUUCGAGGCAAAGUUGGCAGAAGCUUGA